This is a messenger RNA of Fundulus heteroclitus (mummichog), 4009 nucleotides long. Its product is annotated as hydroxycarboxylic acid receptor 2-like. The record is from RefSeq and is a predicted model, not a curated record. NCBI's taxonomy places the organism in Eukaryota, Metazoa, Chordata, Actinopteri, Cyprinodontiformes, Fundulidae. Gene Ontology annotation, biological process: G protein-coupled receptor signaling pathway. Gene Ontology annotation, molecular function: G protein-coupled receptor activity. The transcript has 3 exons. Gene Ontology annotation, cellular component: membrane. Bases 177 to 1127 code for a protein of 316 amino acids.
UGUCUUUGUCAACUGAACGCAUUAUUUGGCUGUUACUGCUGACAAACACUCCUGCCUCCCCUGAGUCAUUAUCUUCCUCCAGAUCUGCGUUACCAGUGUCAACAAUACAAGAGACUUCGUACCCAGGUGUUGCCAUAGUUGUUCAGCAAGCAGAAAGAUUCAACCGCUCUGCUAAAAUGAAUUCAUCGGAAAACGGGACCUGUCAACUCAAGCACACUGAAAUUGUAAACGUCUUCCUGAUGACUUUCCUGAUAGUUGAAACACUCGUGGGCCUGCCAGGAAGUAUCCUGGCCCUAUGGAUUUUCUGUCGCCGUAUAAAGUACUGGAAAUCCCACGUUACAUUCCUCUUCAACCUUUGUCUGGCCGACUUCCUGCUCUUUCUCAGCGUGCCCUUCCGCAUCGACACCCAUUGGCGAGGCGACAACUGGCAGUUCGGACCAGUCUGGUGCCGCAUCAACCAGUACAUGCUGUCAGUCAAUCGAUCUGCCAGUAUUGCUUUCAUGACAGCCGUCGUACUAGACCGUUACUUCAAGGUGGUUCAUCCGCAUCACUCCAUCAGCCGACUGAACUCAACCUGGGCGUACAAGCUUUCAGCUCUUAUAUGGCUCGGUGUGAUUUUGUAUCGGCUGCCGCUGUUAACCAUCAACCUUCUCCACAAGGACAAGAAAAACAACAAAGCGCUGUGUCGUAGCUUCAACAACUAUAAAGUAAUCCCUCUGCCAUUAAAGGUGCACUAUGUUUCUUACAUUUUGGAGUUCUUCUUGCCAUUUUCUUUGCUGCUCUUCUGCUCAGUCAGGAUUGCCUGCCAAGUACGAAAGCUGAAAAUGCACAGAGAGAGAGUACGACGGGCCAUCCGAGCGGUUAUGGUCAUCACUAUGGUGUUUACCCUCUGCUUCAUGCCAGGUGUCUUCACAGGCCUGGUGGGUCUGUACAUAAAGGCGUACCGGCCAGAAGCAUGUGAAACCUACAGAAUAUGGAUUAAUCUCUUCAUGGUGUUUGUUGGCUUCACCUACCUCAACAGUGCUUUGGAUCCUGUCAUCUAUUUUUUUUCCAGCUCUGUCUUUCAUGACACUCUCAAGAACUUUCUCAAGUGCAAGAGAGACAGCAGAGCAACCAGUGACCUAUAACUCUUGGCUGGUAUGCCCAAGGUUUUAGUAGACUGAAAAAAGCUGAAGUGUUUUUUCAAUGCAACGGAUGAAAACACAGAUCACAUUUUUUCUCUCACUAACGCUCAAUAAAUCAGACCAAACUUCUUUUUGGUCAAUUAGGAUUACCAAAAUUAUUUGAUUUGCUUUAUGUCCGAAUAAUGACUGAAAGAACAUUUCAGAUAAUUUUCCUUUUCAGAAAUUUCUUUGGAAGUCUAUGACUUCUGACCUGUAUGACUUGUGUCACAUGUUUUGGGUACCUUUCUACAAUCUUUGUACGGUAGUUUGUUGCAAUUUAUGACCGUUCCUCUGCUUUACCUGAGACAGGUUUGCAGUCUCAAUGCAGGUUUGCAUUGCUUGCAAACACCCUUUUAGGUUUGCUAACAAUUUUUAACAAGCUUUAACUUCCUAAAUGUCAUCAGAUGUUGCUUCAGACAUUCCAUAUAAUAUUAUGGUGCACCAGUUUCUCCUGCAGAAAAAAACAUCUCCACAACUUGAUACUGUCACCCUCUUAUUUCACUGUUGGGAGGACGUUUUCAGGCCUUCAAGCUUCCAUUUGUUUGCAAUAAAUUUAUAGACGGUCAUUAUUGACAAGAAAUUUUAUUUUAGAUUUAUCAAAUGACAAGGAGAGUCUCCAAAAAUGAAAGGUCUUUGUCCCUUAGUGCAUUUCCAAAUUCUAAUUUGGAUUUUAUUUUGCUUUUGGACUGAUGGCUUCUUCCUCCCUGAAUGGCCUUUCAGACCAUGCUGGUGCAACACUUGCUUCACUGCGAUUAAUGACACUCUAGUGCAUGCUUCAGCCAGCCCCUUCACAGGGACUCUUGCUUUUGUUCUUGUGUUUAAAAGUGUGUUUUACACCAAAACACAUCCAUCUCUGGGCCAGUCUAUUUUCUAAUGCAAAAGUCAUGAGAUAUAGAAUUAUAGAAAUGUAGUAUUUUUCAUUCCCUAGUUUCCUGGGGAAUAAAAGCCUAUAUGUUCAGAGUAAUUGUUACAGAAACCAUGCUAACAUUGUUUUCAGUGUAACCAUGGAGUACUAUGGAAAUAACUGUCUAAUGCAAACAUGAUUGUAGUUUAAAGCCGCAGCCCUCAAACUGGGGUCCCAGACCCCCGGGGGUCCGCAAGCCACAGGUUGGGGGUCCGUGAAAUGCAUGUUGUCGGGUCUGAGGAGGCACUGCUGAGGAUGCGUCGAGGUUGAGCUACAUAACAUAUUGGACAAAUAUUUAACGCCAUCCACUUCAUCAAGUAAGCCAAAUCAGCUAAAAUUAGGAAGUAUGACAACAUCGAGUUUGGCUUUAUUGAGAAUGAGAAUCUAAUCUCCACCAAAUCUCUAAUAUUAGGUGUAUUUGUAAAUAUUUUUAAGAAGAUACAUAAUUCCUAAUGCAUUUAACAGUACAAAAGGCUGUUUAAGAAAUACUAUCAGCAUGAGGAAUCUAAAGCGGUCUUUGGAAAAAUGUUACCUCUGCUAAGGGGUUCCUGGCUGCAAAAAGUUUGAAAACCCCUAGUUUAAAGAACUAUAAAAAGUCACAUGAAAUGCUAUGAAUGUUUAAUUUUUAAUUUUAAUUUUAUUUUAUUUGAGAGAGUUUUCUAAGAUGGUUAAAUAUUAUGGUAGGGUGCUCCAAACCUGGCUAGCUAUUUUCUAACAGACUAAUCUUUCUCUACCCAGUAUUUUAAAGGGGUCUAGCACAGGUGACAUAUAAACUACUCAUUACAUCUCCACAUAAAAUCUUACUGUAAAAAAAGAGAAAAUCCCACAAACAUGAAUGGAAAAGCAAAGCUACAUGCUAGCUUUUCCUUGGCUAAUGAUAUAUAUAAUUUUUUCUGUUGCUCCUCUUUGUUAUUCUUCUGUUUGUUGAAUAGUUUUAUUGUAUUGUUUGACUGAAAUUCUGGGAGAUUUAGUUUGGAUAGUAAAAAAUGUCUAUGGCCUCAAGUAAAGAAAACAUGCAUUCUGAAAGCCUCACGUUACAGAAAAGCUCUCACAAAUGACUCAACUAAACAUUUAGGGUUAAAACAGUUAACAGUAUCAACUGAUGCAUAUUUUAACUGAUAUAUUUUAUCUUCUCUUGAAACUUGAAUUAAUCUCCGUCCAGGGUAGAAAAUAAUACUAGUUCCAACAAAUGCAGUCCAUGCUGAACCAGAAGGUAGCGCUAUAAGCAAAAGUUCAUUAAAAUAUUACUUGAAAAAUAAAUAAAUAAUCGAUUGUCCUUAAAUAGGACUGAAUAUAAGCAUAAGUGAGCAGGGAGAACAUGCAAACUUCACAAAUAAUGGCCAUUACCUUCCUUCAACCAGGGAGCUAACAGUUGUAACAAGUGGAGCCCUACAGUAGUUCGGGUCCCCCAGUAGCUAAAGAUUAAGCAUUGAAAAAACAUACAUUCAGACUUUAACAUUACUAAUAAGAUAGCCACCAGCUGCCCUGUUAUCUUUUACAGAUCUAUGUGGACAAUGAAUGGAUGGACGGAUGGUUGGCACUUAAAAUUUGAUGUAUUUGUUAGUUGCUGUGUUGUACAUGUUCAUGGUUUUGUCAGUUGGGAUAACCUUCUAAGACAAAGAUAAUGUAAUGACACCUUCAAUGGAUCCUUAUGGAGAUAAAUAUACUAUGCUGUUUUUUAUAGCAGAAAUAAAAGGACUUUGUUUGCACUUACUUGGCUUAUAGCAGUUACUUUUAUUCACUGCUUAGUAUUCGCUUACAACUGUGUUAGGUUAAAUCCAAUGCAUUUUACAUUGAGUAAAACUUUUGAAAAGCCAGGGGCAUUCUGGGAUGCCUCGUAGCUGAGCAGACACACCUGACCUAAGCUCUCUAACUUAUCCUAGGGGUGGCCGAUAUGAAGAAAAUCUAAUAUCUUGAUAUCUUUGGGCUAUAUCACGCUAUA